GUCUUUGUUAGUCGCUAGAGCAGCUAGGAGAAUAGCGCUAUGCUUCGGCCAUGAGCCGGCACAGUUAUCUGCAGGAGCAGUUGCUCUAUCAGCCGCAGCAUCCAGUUAAUCUAAAACGCCUGCGCCAACAGGCAGCAGCGUUGCCCAUUUACGCUCGCAGCUAUUCGCUGGAGGAGCAGCAGUUGGCACAAGCGCAGGCACAAGCUCAAUUCGUGCCCGUCUACAACAAGUUUAUCUAUCCACAUGAAUCACUCAAUCCCAUCUAUACGCAUGACUCGCUCAAUUCCUUGAGCAGCGACUAUACGGAUUAUGACUAUGAAACAAGCGCUGGUUUCAUUGUGGAGCAAGCGGUGCCGCCGCCAGUAGCCAGCACCAAUGUAGUACAGAAUCUGAAUGCGCUGGGUCGUUUGCUUGAGCUGCUGCAGCGCUUGCCGCUGCCAUGUUUAUCCUUCAAUACGGCCUGCAUCUGCUCGCUGAUCAUGAUAUUUAUAGCGCCACGCAGCUGUGCACAGACUUUAUUGUUUCCCGCUUUCAGAUUAUUUUUCGGUACACUCUAUCCGGCCUAUGCCUCCUACAAGGCGGUGCGCACAAAGAACGUCAAGGAAUAUGUAAAAUGGAUGAUGUACUGGAUUGUGUUUGCUUUUUUCACUUGCAUCGAAACAUUUACGGACAUAUUUUUGGCUUGGUUUCCAUUUUACUAUGAGAUCAAAGUGGUUAUUGUCCUGUGGCUGCUAUCGCCAGCCACCAAAGGCAGUUCCACGCUCUAUCGCAAGUUUGUGCAUCCGAUGCUAACACGUCGGGAACAGGAAAUCGAUGAGUAUUUGAAUCAGGCACGCGAACGCGGCUAUUCAGCUGUGUUGCAACUUGGCUCCAAGGGUGUAAAUUAUGCCACAAAUGUCAUCAUGCAGACGGCCAUAAAGGGCGGUGGCAACUUGGUGCAGACCAUCAAGCGCAGCUACAGCCUCAGCGAUCUCAGCGAGCCCGAUAUGCAUCGCACCCAGGACGAGCUGGACGAGGUUAUGGCCAGCAGCACAGUCAUGUUGCGUCCACAGCCCACGCGCUUAAUGCGCCAACGCCAUCAGACGCCCGUGGGACGCUCCGCCAGCGGCACACGCCAUUCCACUGGCAUGUACUUUACGGAAGUUGAUGUCGCUGGCGCCGGCAAGCAGUCUGGUGAUUUCAACUACAAUAUACGCAGCACGGAUGACAUCAGCUCUGGCUAUUCGAGCGCGGAGCCGGUUAGUGCGCCGCUGGGCAACGUUGGUGUCGGCCUCAGUCGCACCUCAUCCAUGACAAAUGCUUCCAAGGCGCGCGUCAAGUCCAAACGCAGCGAGCAAUUAUUGGAAGAUAUGCGUGCUGAGGUAUAUUUGGAAAAUGAGCGUUAUUUUCAAGCGUGCAGAGCGGAAAUGUUAAGGCAACAAAUGCCGCUUAAAAUUGAUGAAAGCGAGCAGGAGCAGCUGGACAGCAACGAUGACAAUGAAUUCGAUGAUGAUGAUGAGGAUGAAGAGCAGACUUUCUAUGAAGCGCUGGCAAGCAAGGACUCUAGUCUAGAGCCAGAGCAAAAAGUGGAGCAGCUUAGCGACAAUGAAGACUCAUUUAAGGAGGCACUAACAACAGCAAGCACAGAGCUGACGCUUAAGGAAGAGCACGUAGAAGAAGCUGCUACCGAGGAUGCGCCCAAGGCAGAGCAAAUUGAAGAGCAAGCAGCUGCAGCUAAAGAGCAAGAGCUAGAGGAGAAAGCUGAUUUUAAUGCAUUAACUGCAACUAUGGAUCCUUUUCUAUUGGUAAUGACCGAAACUCGACCAGCUGCACGACCAGUUUCGCCGCGUCAGCUGCUGGCCACGCUGGAGGAUAUUCAGCACAGCUUUCGCGCACAGCUGCAGCCAGAGAUGCCUCUGCCGCGUCCCAAGGCGCAGCAUAGCAAAGGACCAGCGCCGCCGCCACCGCUGCCACCUAAAAAGGAAAGACGCACACCAGAGCGCAGUGCACAACAAACGGAGCGCAGCAGGUCAUCAGGUAUAGGCCAACUAUUCAAAAGCUUCAAAGAUAAUGUGCGGCGCGGCAGCAGUAGCAGCAAGGAUGAGCAGCUGCCCACAACUGCCGCCAAAGAGACGCCCAUUUGAUGACAAAUCGAUGUCUGCUAGCUGCACCACCUUGCCGCGCAGCAACAGCAGCCGCAAGUCGGAUAAAUCUCAGGCGUUAGGCGCCACUAACCA
This is a messenger RNA of Drosophila busckii, 2216 nucleotides long. It is a transcript of the gene ReepA, whose product is annotated as receptor expression-enhancing protein 1. Gene Ontology annotation, cellular component: cytoplasmic microtubule; endoplasmic reticulum membrane; endoplasmic reticulum tubular network. Gene Ontology annotation, molecular function: microtubule binding. Gene Ontology annotation, biological process: endoplasmic reticulum tubular network organization. Lineage: Eukaryota; Metazoa; Arthropoda; Insecta; Diptera; Drosophilidae. The coding region runs from base 51 to 2123 and encodes 690 amino acids. The transcript is spliced from 7 exons. The record is from RefSeq and is a predicted model, not a curated record.